GAGCCUUCAAUAAACCAGAAAGGAUCCCUGUGUUCGCUAGCAGUUAGCUGUAGCUUUGUUUGAUUUCAGGUUUGGGUUGUGCCUUUGCAGCAAAAAUGUCUUCGGCUCAGUCUCUGAGACAUUUUAUUUCGGAGCGACUGACCGCUGCUGCUGAAGAAAUAUUCGCAGAGUUUGAUAAAACCAUCGUUAAAUACGAGGAGGAGCUGGAUCGCCACAGAAAACUGUUGGAAAUCUACUGGAACCCACAAAUAAAGCUACAGCGAAUAGACCUCCCACCGCAUUAUCUGUGGAAUAACCAGGAGGAUUUAAGUGAUCAGCAGAUCGACAAUCAGGAGAAGAACUCUAGUUUACAUGAAGAGGAACCAGAACCGUGCCAAAUGAUGGAGAGCCUUGAAGAUCUAGAACCUGAACAGAUGCAAGAGAAACAAGAACUUUGGCAUAUUAAAGAGGAACAGGAACAGCAGCAUCCUCUACAAAUAAAAGACCUCCCACAGCCUCAUCUCCGGAAUAACCGGGAGAAUUUAAAUGAGCAACAGAUCUACAAUCAUCGAGAGGAACCAGAACCGUGCCAGACGAUGGAGAGCCUUGAAGACCUCGAACCUGAACAGAUGCAAGAGAAACGAGAUGAACAAGAACUUUAUCAUAUUAAAAAUGAACAGGAACAACAGCAUCCCCUACAAAUAAAGGGUGAACAGGAGGAAUUGUGUAUCGGUCUAGAGGAAGAGCAGCUUGAAAUGAAGCAGAUGAUGAAUACUUUUAUGGAAAUUCCUACUUAUGAGGAAAGAUUCCACAGGGAACCAGACCCAGAUGUGGACCACCUCCUUGUCCAAACAUCUUCUGAUUCUGAUAACCAAAGUCAGGAAGAGAUAGAUCAUUAUGACACAAAAUCAAGGACAGAAACACUAAAUAAUAAUAGGCAUCAGAAAAUCAGAGGUCAGAGUGAUGAUGUACAAAGUCCAAGUUUAAAACGACAGCAGAACACAAAUAAGAUUAUGCUGUCUUGUAAGAUAUGUGGAAAAUCUGCUGUUUAUGGGACUUUGACGGACCAUAUGAAAACUCACACAGGUGAGAAGCCUUUUUCAUGUUUGACUUGUGGAAGAAAGUUUUCUGAAAAAAGAAGUAUGCUUAGACACAUUAGAGUCCAUACAGGUGAAAAACCUUUCCAAUGUCUGACUUGUGGAAAAAGGUUUUCUCUGAAAGAUACUUUGUCCAGGCACAUAAAAAUCCAUACAGGUGAGAAGUCUUACUCAUGUUCAGUUUGUGGAAAACGUUUUAUUCAGAGUUUUGGUUUGACUCGUCAUAUUAGAACUCACACACGUCAGAGACCCGUCUCCUUCUCCUGUCUGGUGUGUGGACAAGAGUUUAGUGAUAGGAAAUCUUUAUUUCAUCACAGUAGAAAUCACACAUGAUAAAGGCCUUGCUCAUGUAGGACCCUUUGGAAAGGAUUAUUUUAUUAGGUCAUUCAGAGAUAAUCUAAUCCAUUAAGAUCCGAAUAGCACAAAAUAUUAUCUAUUAUUUUCAGUGCUACUUGAUUUGUGCAGGUUGAAUUGUCGUUUAUGUUGAUUUGGUUUUAAGAUGUUAUUACAGCAAAUUAACAUUGCCAUACCAGCAAGCACUAGUGCUGAGCUUUUUUCAGGAUAUAAAGCUAUUGCAUAACGUAGCAUGUCAUUCCUGUGCAGGUAUUGAAUAUAACCGUGGGCAUUUUCACCUUAUUUAGUGGCUGGAAUGAUUGUUUAAUAUUUAGUAAAAUCACCAGCCUCCCAGACCCUUCAGUUUGGACCUGCUGUUACCACUGGCAACCCCAUUGCUUUUCCUGUUAAGGUCUCGCUGUAGGUGUUUAACAAUAAAAGCACAGGUGAAACUUAACGUCAAGGACUGCUGCUAAAUUGCUCUUUAUGCACAACUUUAGAAUCAGUUUUGAGGUGCCAUGAAUUUCUGGAAAAGCCCAGGAAGCAAUGAAAAAUAAAAGAAUUGACUUUGGUUAAUUAAGCUGGAUGACUGUCUGAUUAGGCAAUACCUCCUUGUAAAUCUACGCACGAAGAAAGCACCUAUGAUGGGGAACGGCUUUUUUUUAAAGCCAUGUUGAGAGCACUGCUUAUUUCUACCUUUAACCUUAUUUUGCCAGUAUUUCAUUUUAACUGAAAAAAGAUUCAGCUAACCCCUGUUCCUGAUUGGUUGCUGCGUCAUGACAACCAAUCAGCUACCUAAGAUAUUAUUUUCAUGAACAAUGUCCAUUCAUUGGCUCCGGUAAAAAUGAGCUACAUUUUAUGUAAAUACAUAAUGCUACAUCCCCAUGUACAGUAUAUAUGUUAUACUUCUCUUUAGGGAUGCUUUUUGGUUGCUAUAAGUGAGCCACUUCUACUCCUGAUGUGUUUUAUUUCUCUUACCUCAAAUAUGUUUUAUUUUCUUCUGUGUUUUAUUUGUAUGCAUUUUUAACAAAGUGUCCCAAUUUCAUUAUGGGUCCAUAUUUAUAAUAAAGA
This is a messenger RNA of Cyprinodon variegatus (sheepshead minnow), 2480 nucleotides long. RefSeq names its product zinc finger protein OZF-like. Gene Ontology annotation, biological process: regulation of transcription by RNA polymerase II. The transcript has 3 exons. Gene Ontology annotation, molecular function: RNA polymerase II cis-regulatory region sequence-specific DNA binding; DNA-binding transcription factor activity. The record is from RefSeq and is a predicted model, not a curated record. Bases 96 to 1409 code for a protein of 437 amino acids. NCBI's taxonomy places the organism in Eukaryota, Metazoa, Chordata, Actinopteri, Cyprinodontiformes, Cyprinodontidae.